AACCCAGGCAUGCCAGCUCCCACCUCUCCCUAGGUGAGCAGGCAGAAUUCAGAACUCAUCCCAUUGGCCUCUUGGAGUUAAUCCAGGCCUCCGCAGAGCUCCUUCUGGGAAAGUUUCACUCCAGAGCAAUCCCAUUAACUCUUGCUGAACUGGAACCUACCAGCUCCUGCCCUCCAGCCUAGAGGACGUUUCUGGCUUCUGGGAACCUCUCCCUGUUCCUGCAGAGGCUACCCCAGUCUUACCCAGAGUGGAGAACGUUCACAGGGGCCCUGCAGAGGACUGAGGGCUAGGGGUUCUGGGUUUUGUCUUGCAACAGAGAAGCUGACUUGUUCCGUCAAUCCCCUCUACCCCUCCACCUUGCCCCAGUCAGUGGUUAACUUGGAUCAGCUAAGAAGGAGCUCUCUUCAGUCUGGGCAAGACCCUCAGAGCAGCUCGAAGAACACAGCGGGGAAGAUGGGGCCUGUCCAGGGGUGCCCACAUGCGGGCCACUGUGCUGGCCGUCCUAGGCAAGUGGCGGUGGACUGUCCUGUGAGGCCCCAUGAGGCAGGGCUCCCAAGCUGCGCAAACAGCGGAGGUGUAGCGGGCCUCCUCGGAGGCAGAUUUCUAUCGCUCCAGGAAUUGCAGGGCCCCAGGGCAAGGGCUGAGCCCUCAGCCUGGCCAGCUCAGGGCCCUGGAGGAGUAGACUGCGGACCACGUGUCACCAAUUACGGGAUCUGCUCAAGAUCCCGAGUUCCACCCCACCUCUGCCCCCGCCCCCAGCUCUUCCAGCCUCCUGUGAUUAGGCAGGGGCGGGCGUGUGGCUGUGAGCACCCUGUUCUUGGCUACUUUGGGGAGCUGGGAAGUUUGGAAAUCACUUCUUUCUUCCAUUUUCUUUUUUGAAAACUAAGGCAGAUUUUACACUCUCUCUGAGCAACUCACUAUUUACAAGAAUCUUAUAGUUGGCUGGAUUAUUCUGCAAAACAAAUAAUUUAGCCAUUUUGCAAAUUCAGAUUUCCAUAGGUCAGGCUUGCCUAAACGGGCAAAUACCUGCUUACUUGUGCUGGAAUGUUCUACACAGAAAGACAGCAAAGUCUGGCAAAAAGUAUUCUAGAGAGACCAAGUUCAAGCCAGCAGACAAGGGCACCAAGGCCUUGGUGCCGUGGAGGCCAGGGCAGGGUCCAAGGGCCAUUUCCAACUCCAUGGUUUCCCGACAAGCUCCCUGUGGUCUGCCCCUCCCUGUCCAUGCCAACCUGAACUACCAGGGAAAGCGGGUAUAUUUUAACUGGCACAGGCAGAAGCCACUUCUCCAACGCAGCUGGACGGUCUGCCGAUUACCGCCGGCUCAGGAGCUGGAUCCUCCACUCCCCAGAAAGCCCACCCUCCACUCAGGGAGCGCCAUGACCGAAGUUGGUUGGUGGAAGCUGACCUUCCUCCGGAAAAAGAAAUCCACCCCCAAGGUGCUGUAUGAGAUCCCGGACACCUACGCCCAGACGGAGGGCAGCUCGGAGCCCCCUCGGCCCGAGGGCGGGGACCCCAACUGUGACUUUAACGCGCGCCUGGAGAAGAUUGUGGACAAAAGCACAAAGGGCAAGCAUGUCAAGGUCUCCAAUUCUGGCCGCUUCAAGGAGAAGAAAAAAGUUCGAGCCACCCUGGCGGAGAACCCCAACCUCUUUGAUGACAGGGAGGACAAGGGACAGUGAAGGGGGCCAUGGAGGAUGCUAGUACCUCCCUGCUCCCUGCUCUCAGGCGCACCGACAGGAGCUUGCCACGCUGGCCCCUGUGGCCACGGCUGAAGCCGUGGGGCCAGUUGUGCCUGCUGGCAGGAAAUGUGUGGUUUUAGGUUUGUAUUUAUGUGCCCCAGCUCUCUGGAAAGCCUGGAGAUCCCAGGGUCCUCCUGCUGUCCCCCCACCACAUACAAAGGCACUCCAGUUCAAGGAUGAAAAGCUCCACCGGGAAGGACAGUCUUCCUUGAAGGCAUAUUGGGCGGCAGGGAGGAGGCCAAGGAACUCCAAGGAGGCGGCAGGGAGAGGGAGCCUGUCUGACUUCACUUCCUCCCAGGGCACAGGGUCAAGGGUGUGUAGAGAAAGCUGUUCCCUCUGCUUUUUCUACCCACGACUGUUCCCUAGACCGAUUCUGAGAGUGAGUUUCCCAUGAUUGGAGGUUGAUUCCAGGAACCAGAGGUCUCCUGAACUUGAGCUCACCUCCUAACGCAAGUGGGGGACUUGCCGAAACUUUGCCUCUAGAGGUGCAGGGGGAGGAUGACCCUGGCAUGCCCUGGGCGUGCUGCAGAAGGCCAGGUUAGGGACCCCAUGGGCCCAAAUUAGCGGACGGGUUGCGGAAGCCCUGGUAGGAGCCGAAAGCGGCCUGCUCUUUCCCCUCCUUCCCUGCUUGUGUUUAAGACGGAUGGGCCCCGGAGAUGAAUCCUGAAGCCUUGAAUUUUGUUUGAAAAACAAUUGUACGUUUCUCUCUUUGUAAUAAACAAUGCUGCAAAAGCAGAGAACCUAUUUA
This is a messenger RNA of Artibeus jamaicensis (Jamaican fruit-eating bat), 2487 nucleotides long. It is a transcript of the gene PRR15L, whose product is annotated as proline rich 15 like. The transcript has 2 exons. The coding region runs from base 1179 to 1679 and encodes 166 amino acids. The record is from RefSeq and is a predicted model, not a curated record. Lineage: Eukaryota; Metazoa; Chordata; Mammalia; Chiroptera; Phyllostomidae.